UUUUCCCGCUCAUUUUCCAAAAGGGAAAAAUUUUUAGAAAACCCUUAGGUUUUGGACCUUGGCCCCAAAUUUCUCUUCUUCUUCUUCGAGAAAUUGAAAAACAAACGCGUUGUUGUUGUUCUUCAAAAAUGAGUACUCCAAUGGAGAUAACACUUCAAAACCCUCCAGAUCCCGAUAUCUCCGACCAAAACGCCGUCGCAUCAGCCUCAGCUCCCUCUCCUCCUCCUCCGCCUCCGCCUCUUCCUCCUGUACUCGCCGAUGACAGAGUCUCCGUUUCAGUUGAAGCUUGCUUAAAGCCCUCCAGCACAGCUCGGAUCGACGAUGUCCGCUCAGCCAUCGAGAGAAUGCUUGAAAAGAGGAGUUUAAGCUAUAUUGAUGGCCCCAUUCCAGUGCCUCUUGAUGAUCCGUUUCUCACAGAAAAUGUGGAAAGAAUCCGUAUUUGCGACACGGAUGAGUGGGUGCAGAACCAUGAAAUUCUUUUGUUCUGGCAAGUCAAGCCUGUUGUGCAUGUCUUUCAGCUUAGUGAGGAAGGACCAUGUGAGGACUUAAGUGGAGAUGGCCAACUUCCUAGCUUUAAUGAAUGGAUGCUUCCUGCAAAGGAAUUUGAUGGCAUGUGGGAAAGUUUAAUUUAUGAAUCUGGUCUCAAGCAAAGGCUGUUGCGGUACGCAGCAAGUGCAUUACUCUUUACUGAAAAGGGUAUUGAUCCUUUCCUUGUGUCAUGGAACCGCAUUAUUCUUUUGCAUGGACCUCCAGGAACAGGGAAGACAUCUUUGUGUAAAGCAUUAGCCCAGAAGUUAUCCAUCCGAUUCAACUCCAGAUACACACAAAGCCAAUUGGUUGAGGUUAAUGCACAUUCUUUGUUUAGUAAAUGGUUCUCCGAAAGCGGCAAGUUGGUUGCAAAGCUUUUCCAAAAAAUUCAAGAGAUGGUGGAGGAAGAAAGCAAUCUGGUAUUUGUUUUAAUUGAUGAAGUUGAAAGUCUUGCUGCUGCUAGAAAAGCUGCUUUGUCCGGUUCUGAACCUUCAGACUCUAUUAGGGUCGUGAAUGCGCUACUAACUCAGAUGGAUAAAUUGAAAUCAUCACCAAAUGUGAUAAUUCUCACAACCUCCAAUAUUACCACUGCUAUUGAUAUUGCAUUUGUUGAUCGAGCUGAUAUCAAAGCAUAUGUUGGUCCUCCAACACUCCAAGCUCGUUAUGAAAUUUUAAGAUCCUGUCUGCAGGAACUUGUGAAAAAGGGAAUCUUAUCAAAUUUUCAGGAUUGUGAUCACCUUGUAAUUCCAAAUUUUGCCAGUAUGAAAGAAAAGUUGAGUAUGCCUGAGAUGCAGGAGGCUCAGACAAAAUUUCUCCUGUGUAAACAAUUGCUUGAAGCUGCAGAAGCAUGUGAGGGAAUGAGUGGACGAUCUUUAAGAAAGCUUCCAUUUUUGACGCAUGCAGCUCUCUCCAAUCCUUACAAUUGUGACCCUAGCAAGUUCUUGUGUAAAAUGGUAGAUACGGCAAGGGGCGAGCUUUCUGAGCUGCCUGACUGAAUUAUGAGUUCUCACUUCAUGUAAAAGAUGUGUUUAAUGCUAAAUGUUUAAAUCCACUGCAAUUAGUUGCCAUUUUCAGCCUCCAUUUGUGAUGAUGAUGUUGAUGGUCCAAUACGAGACAAUUACUUAUAUCAAGACAAAUGAUUUAGAUCCAUAAUGAUACUGAAGCCAUGGUUCUAGGGAUGUAUAGACCACAUUAGAUUAGUCCUUGCAGCCCAGGUUGUCACACAAGCAGGAUGCUUUUCUUCCUGUUCAAACUAACCUAAUAGAGGUAACAAUACUGCAAUUAAAUGGUGAUUGAAGAGUUAUUGCCAACUGAGCAUGUGAAGUGGUCUGUGCUUCAUAUGUAGGAAGGCCUGAGAUUUCAGUCAUGAAACAGCAUGUGAAAUGGUACUUUGAAGUUUGAACUGUUGUACUGAAGAGAAUUAAGAUUUAGGAGUCUCAAAUCGGAUUUUUCAAAUUUUCUUAAGUUUGUGAUGUAAUGUUAAAUCAAAAUUUGCUUUUA
Messenger RNA from Quercus robur (English oak), 2028 nucleotides. Its product is annotated as pachytene checkpoint protein 2 homolog. Gene Ontology annotation, cellular component: chromosome; nucleus. The transcript is spliced from 14 exons. Gene Ontology annotation, molecular function: ATP binding; ATP hydrolysis activity. Lineage: Eukaryota; Viridiplantae; Streptophyta; Magnoliopsida; Fagales; Fagaceae. The coding region runs from base 129 to 1523 and encodes 464 amino acids. The record is from RefSeq and is a predicted model, not a curated record. Gene Ontology annotation, biological process: reciprocal meiotic recombination; meiotic recombination checkpoint signaling.